AUGGUUGAAGGCAUUACUCAUAGGAAUCGUUUUGAAGUGCUUUCAGAAGGGGAAUGUGAAGAUAUCUCAGAAUCUCAGAAGGAUUACAAUUCUAAUCCUAGCGCAAGUAUGGAUAAAGAGAUUGAGACAAGUUGUCAAAAAGAAUCAGUGGUGUGGAGUUCUGGAUUUAAGGAUGGAAAGGAGACAACCUUCUUGGUGCGUUAUGGACCUUCUCCAUUUCGGUUUCACAACAUGUGGAUUUCUUAUGAAGAUUUCUUGAAUGUGGUGACAAGCUCUUGGAGAGAAUCAAUUGUAUCAAAUUCUGGUUUGUCCAAAUUAGCCAAGAUAUUGAAAAGAUUGAAGAUUGCGCUUCGAACUUGGAAUAAAAAAAAGUUUGGGCAAGUGGAUGUUGUUAUUCGAGAGUUGGAAGAAAGAUUGGAGGUCCUUGAGGGAUCCUUGCAAUCAAAUUAUAAUGAAGAUGAUAAGGCAGAUUUAUUGGCAACAAAGGCUGAACUAGAGGUCUGGUUGAAACAAGAGGAUAUGCGCCUAGCUCAACAAGCGAAGAAAAAGUGGUGGGUGGAGGGUGACCAGAAUUCUAGAUUUUUCCAUGCAAUUAUUGCACAGAGAAGAAGUAAUUAUAGUGUCAGAGAAAUGAGGCUUCCGGAUGGGGGUUUUUUUUAUUCUCCAAGAAGAGUUCAUGAAGAGGCUGUGAAGUAUUUUGAGUCGUUUCUGAUGCAAGAAAAUUUAGUUGAACUACCGGAUUUGAAACAAUUGUUUCCUCAAGGUAUUUCUAAUGAUAAUGCACAGAAGCUGAAGCUCGAACCAAUGGAGAGAGAAGUCAAAUUGGCUCUCUCUUCAAUUGGUUCUGAUUCUAGCUCGUGGCUUAAUGGUUUUGGAUCUGCUUUUAAUUUGGCAUGUUGGAAUAUAGUGAAGAUGGAUGUUAUGGAGGCGGUGAAGGAGGUUUUCAGAGGGUGA
Molecule: messenger RNA, 954 nt
Organism: Juglans microcarpa x Juglans regia
Lineage: Eukaryota; Viridiplantae; Streptophyta; Magnoliopsida; Fagales; Juglandaceae
Exons: 3
Coding region: 1-954 (317 amino acids)
Source: RefSeq, a predicted model, not a curated record